This is a messenger RNA of Limulus polyphemus (Atlantic horseshoe crab), 390 nucleotides long. RefSeq lists its product as uncharacterized. Lineage: Eukaryota; Metazoa; Arthropoda; Merostomata; Xiphosura; Limulidae. The transcript has a single exon. Bases 1 to 390 code for a protein of 129 amino acids. The record is from RefSeq and is a predicted model, not a curated record. Gene Ontology annotation, cellular component: extracellular region. Gene Ontology annotation, molecular function: chitin binding.
AUGAACUGCGUUCUGUUACAGGCUAAACGCUCAGCCUACGAACUUCCUGAUGGAGCCGAAUUAAUUAUCGGACCAAUGAAAACCACUUUUUCCUGCGAGGGUCGUCACUCUGGUUAUUACGGUGAUGUUGAUAACCGCUGUGAGAUUUUCCACAUCUGCCAUCCACAGAUUCUCCCUGAUGACACUUUGCAGGUUGGACACUGGAGCUUCUUCUGUGGUAACCAGACCGUCUUCAACCAAUUGACCUUCACCUGUGCUUUUCCCGAAGAAGCCGUGCCCUGUGUAUACACCCCUGAUUUCUAUUAUCUUAACGACAGAAUCGGAGAUGAAAAGGCUUUCUUCUUAACAGAAGCAGACUUAGCUAAAGCUAAUUCUCUCAAGAAAAACUAG